This is a messenger RNA of Mesorhabditis spiculigera, 1167 nucleotides long. Lineage: Eukaryota; Metazoa; Nematoda; Chromadorea; Rhabditida; Rhabditidae. The record is from the annotation of a GenBank genome assembly.
AUGGGACCCAGUUGGAGCGUGGGGGAAAAGCCCCCUCCCACAAUGGCCAUCCCACCCCCCGGCUUGAUCUCGGUGCUGGGCCACCACUACGCGUGCCACCCACUGACCGCAGAAUUUCCGGAUCUCGUCGACGGCUCGUUGGCGAUGGCGGAGAAGAGGCUGUCCGUACUCGAUUUCAAGCUCGGCAAUAAGGGAUUCACCGUCGGCAUCGAUGUCAAGGACUCCAAGGUGACAAAAGUGUAUCCCUCGUCGGCAUUCCUCGGCCACCUCUUCGUCAAUGAUUGCCUGAAGAAUGUGAACGGGAAGGUGAUCACCAACACGGCCGAGUUCUACCAGGUGAUCAGCGCCAACUCGCCGGGCAAGGUCCUCAUCGAGUACGAGCGCGACGAGGCCGUCAAGGUUACGGUAAAGCAAGUCCCCGGUGGGCGGCCCGGCUUCGAGCUGCACGAGAUGGAGCUGGUGUGGUACUCGGGCGGCAGCAUCCUCGGGCUGCUCGUUACAAAGGAUGCCGAGGGCCACGUGGUGGUGGCGAUGAUCGAGGACGGGUCGGUGGUGGCCAAGCAGGUCGAGGCCGGCGACAUUCUCGUGAAAGUGAACGACCAGGCCGUGACGGAAAAGGACGCGGCCCGCCUCCUCAUCCACAACGGCGUCAACAAGAACAAGAAGGUCAAGCUGCUGCUCGAGCGCGCCAAGAAGGAGUAUCCCGUCCCGAACUCGCCGUGCAGCGAGAUGAAGUCCAACGAGAUGAAGUCGAUCAAGUCGCCCGACCCGGCUGGACCGUCCAAGUCCGACACCACCCUCAAGUCCCAGAUGCCCUCAGCCAUCGUCGUCGUCAAGUCCAAGGAGACGGCAAGCACGUACACCCCGACGACGAUCGGCGUGGUCACGUCGAAGUACACGCCACCGGCCGUGUUGCCCCUGCCGCCCGGGUGGAAGCCGGCUGCUGGCGCUGAUCCCCCACUACCACCGGACGUCAUAGAAGUGAUGGCGGCGAACAAGGAAUUUUUCAAGAUCGCCUGCGCCGAGCCGUCGAUGAUCCGCACCGCCUCCGUGCCCAACGCCCCCCACGUCGUCGAGGCGUCGCUGACCGAGAAAGUGCCCGAGGUGGAGAUCGGCUUCGACCCGUCCCCGAAGCCGCUUAAGAAGACGCCAAAGCGAGUCGGAUCA